AUGGUGGCGGUCAAGUAUAUGGGAGAGUAUAACUACAUCCCAUCCAUACCGGCAGCUGUGAUCUUCGCCGUGAUAUUCGGCAUAGCAUGUAUAGCGCAUUCAUGCCAGAUGUACCGCAAUCGGACAUGGUUCUUUAUUCCAUUCAUAUGCGGAGGCAUCUUUGAAAUCGCAGGAUACGCUGCUCGCGCCAUUUCUGCCAAUCAAUACCCGAACUACACCAUCGGUCCGCUCGCAGUACAGGCCGUCCUCAUCAUGGUAGCGCCUUCGCUCUAUGCCGCGACUAUCUAUAUGACACUCGGCCGAAUCAUGAUUGUCAUCGGCGCCGGUAUGCUUGUCCAAGUCAGCACAGCAGCAAAUGGCGAAAAGAUCAUCAAGAUUGGCCUGAUCGUCCAAAUCAUUUUCUUGGCUCUAUUUCUUGUCACCAGUGUCAGCUUUCACAUUCGACUCUCGAGAGGUGGGUCGGCAUAUUCGAUGCAGGUUCCGUGGAAGAGACUCCAGAUGGCCUUGUACAUUACCAGUGCGUUGGUCUUUGUACGUUCAAUCUUCCGGUUCAUUGAGUACGCUCUUGGGGGUAGCGGGCCAUUAUUGCAACAUGAGUACUGGUCGUAUAUCUUCGACGCGUGUCUUAUGGUUCCUGUCAUGCUUGUGUUUAAUAUAAUUUAUCCCGGUGAGAUUGGAGAGCUUCUCCGGGAGAGGAAAAAGGGCGGUGAUGGGAUCGAGUUGCUCGAGGAGCAAAGAUAUCAAUCAGGAAACUAUCCGUAG
This is a messenger RNA of Penicillium maclennaniae, 762 nucleotides long. Its product is annotated as RTA1 domain-containing protein. Gene Ontology annotation, cellular component: membrane. NCBI's taxonomy places the organism in Eukaryota, Fungi, Ascomycota, Eurotiomycetes, Eurotiales, Aspergillaceae. The record is from RefSeq and is a predicted model, not a curated record. The transcript has 4 exons. The coding region runs from base 1 to 762 and encodes 253 amino acids.